ACUCUUACUCCGUAUCUCACAGCUUUCGUUAAACAAAUACUGUAACUCUGUAACAUACACACAGUUUAGUCUCCCCACGAACAAACCCAGUUGUUUAAGCUCUGCUUUCCCGCUCAUCUCACUCCAACUUCAUUCGAGCAGAACAACAACUGCUGCGAAUUUGUGAUGGCUAGACCAAAGAAGCAGAAGAAGGCAGAAGAUCAACAACAACAAGAAGAAGCAAACCCAGAAACACAAGAACGAUUGCGGCUCAAAAACCUUGCUUACUCUAACAACAUCAUCUCACAUUCUCCUGCUAAAGACUUUACACCUCUUAAUCCCUCCAAGACUGUAAUUAAACACCAUGGUAAAGAUAUUCUCAAGAAAUCUCAGAGGAAGAAUCGUUAUCUUUUCUCUUUUUCUGGGCUUUUAGCUCCAAUUUCUGGUGGUAAAAUUGGUGAGCUCACUGAUUUGGGGUCCAAAAAUCCUGCCCUUUACCUUGAUUUUCCUCAGGGGAGAAUGAAGUUGUUUGGGACCAUUGUGUAUCCGAAGAAUCGUUAUUUGACUUUGCAGUUUUCAAGAGGUGGCAAAAAUGUCAUGUGUGAAGAUUGGUUUGACACCAUGAUAGUAUUUUCUGAUGCAUGUUGGGUCGGUAAAAAAGAAGAAAAUCCAAAUGAGGCCAGAUUGGAUUUUCCAAAAGAGCUAUAUGAGGGAGCGCAUCCUGAGGUUGAUUUUAAAGGUGGUGCUGGUGCAACUGCUACAAGAAGAAAAGAUUUUAAGAAAGUAGUUCCCAUGUCCACUGAAGAACCACUACUAUCUGGGUCACCAGUUGAUGAGCUGGAAGCUGAAUCACCUGAAAGGCAUCAAAAUCUGAUUGAUCUAGAAAAUAGCACGCCAGUCCGGCAAUCAGGAAGGACUGCUGGCAGGAAAUUCAAUUUUGCUGAAGUUUCUUCGGGAGAUGAUUCUGCGGAGAGUGUCAGUGAUGUGUCUGGAGAAGAUAAGGACACUGCUAAGAAUUUAAAGUCAUGCUCGGAUGAUCAGGAUCCUGGUAUUCCAGAGACGUCAGCAGCAAUAAACAACUCCGAAGACACAACACAACCACCAUUGUCUUCCUUGUCAAAAUCACAAACUAAUGUAUCAUCCCGUACUUCACUAGUUCAAGCCUCUAUAUCAACUCUAUUCAAGAAAGUUGAAGCAAAGAAUACAUCUGGAAGUUUAGAAAAGAUAGCUUUCUGUAAAGUUUCCAGUGAGAAGAUGCAGCUGAGUAGCUCAAUAUCAAAAACCGAAAAAGUGAAGGUUGCAGAGCAGAAGAAAGUGGAAACCGCCACUCAAGACAAAAAAUCAGGGCCAAAAAAUGAUAGAAGAAAGCGAAAAGCUGCUUUACCUGAGGUUGAAGAUGAAGAUGAAGAUGAUAUUGAGGAAUCUUCAAGUGCCUCAGAGGAAAUUGAUGAAAGUGAUGACAAUUGGCAAGCUUGAUAUAUUGUGGCUAAUUAUCUGUGAUAGAAGGGUUGAGAGCUUUGUAUGUAGGGGCUAUCGCGUUUGCUGGAUGCCAAUGCAUGGUGUUCCGUGACAGCCGUUGCAUGUCAAACUUGGACGUUAGGUAUUCAUAUAUCUGCAUCCAUUGCUGUUUAGAUUGUAAAAUUGAUGACUGCUUGACGGGCCGGGCAUACAAAUCAGCAACUCUACAUGAAAUCAGGGUGAAGUGGCUACUCAUCCCAUGAAAAAUAUUGAUGUGUUUAAAAGUAGAUUUCCCAGGACUUUUUGAGCAUAAGUUUAUAACACUGUUACUUUUAUAGAGGAAAUGAUUUUCCAAUAUGGUGAGUUAACAUUAGGGGAACUAGAGAGGCUGCAUUUAAGUAUGGUCUACCCUCUUCAAUAAAUAAUUUGUGGGUUUAUAUCUUCAAUUUUCAUAGUUUAUUUAGUCUUUGGUGACUCUGAAA
Messenger RNA from Chenopodium quinoa (quinoa), 1919 nucleotides. Its product is annotated as DNA-binding protein RHL1-like. The transcript has 12 exons. The record is from RefSeq and is a predicted model, not a curated record. Lineage: Eukaryota; Viridiplantae; Streptophyta; Magnoliopsida; Caryophyllales; Amaranthaceae. Gene Ontology annotation, biological process: DNA endoreduplication. Bases 166 to 1455 code for a protein of 429 amino acids. Gene Ontology annotation, molecular function: DNA binding.